AUAUUUAUUUACUUAUUUUAUUAAUUAAUGGGAUUAGUUUAAUUAAGCGAGUGAUUGGUUUAGAUUAAAAAAGGUAGAAGUCCAUACCGGCACGUGAGUAGCACAUGCGGUAUAUUCAUACUAUAUAUUAUUGAUUGAUUUCCCCCAAACGAUACUCUGAAUCUCAUCAUUUUCAUCUUCACCAACCUCUCUCUCUCUCUCUCUCUCUCUACUUUCUCUCUCAUCUCGUUCCUUUUCAUGGUGAAGAUGAAGAUGAUUCACAGAAUCCUCCCGAGGGCAUUUUCGUCUAAUGCAUCCGUCGUCCGUCGCUUCUCCUCUGCAGCAUCGCAAUCAACUCUCGCCGCCCAACCGGUUCAGGAAAAUGAGCCCGUUAUCCCCAAAAUGCCCCCCUUCGACUACACUCCUCCGCCCUACACCGGUCCCUCCGCCGAGGAGAUCCUCAGGAAACGCCAGCAGUUCCUCAGCCCCGCCGUCUUCCAUUUCUUUAAGAAUCCAUUGAGUUUGGUGGAUGGGAAGAUGCAGUAUUUAUUCGACGAAAAGGGGCGGAGAUAUCUGGAUGCAUUUGGUGGAAUCGCCACCGUUGGUUGUGGCCACUGCCACCCUGAAGUGGUGGAUGCCAUUGUUAAUCAGACCAAGCGUUUGCAGCAUUCCACCAUCUUGUACUUGAAUCCUGCUAUAGCCGAUUUCGCCGAGGCUCUCGCUUCCAAAUUCCCCGGUGAUCUCAAGGUUGUUUUCUUCACAAAUUCCGGGACAGAGGCGAAUGAGCUGGCGUUGAUGAUGGCCCGAUUGUACACGGGGUGUAAUGAUGUAAUUGCAAUUAGGAACGGGUAUCAUGGCAAUGCAGCUGCCACCAUGGGCGCCACUGCUCAAAGUAACUACAAAUUCAAUGUUGUUCAGACUGGAGUUCACCAUGCACAGAAUCCGGAGGAGUACAGAGGCAUCUUCGGAUCUGACGGACUGAAGUACGCAAGAGAUGUUGAUGAAAUUAUUACUUACGGAACACAUGGUCGUGUUGCUGCCUUCAUUUCUGAAGCGAUACAGGGAGUGGGUGGGAUUUUGGAAUUGGCUCCUGGGUAUCUGCCAGCUGUCUAUAACACCGUCAGAAACGCAGGGGGGCUUUGUAUAGCCGAUGAGGUCCAAUCAGGUUUCGCUCGUACUGGGUCCCACUUUUGGGGAUUCGAGGCCCAUGGAGUUGUUCCUGAUAUUGUAACCAUGGCCAAGGGCAUUGGAAACGGAAUACCACUCGGUGCUGUGGUCACCACUCCCGAGAUUGCAAAGGUUUUGACUCAGCGUAUGUAUUUCAAUACGUUCGGCGGCAACCCUGUAUGUACUGCUGCUGGGCUUGCAGUUCUCAAUGUAAUAGAAAAGGAAAAGCUUCAACAGAAUGCCCUCACUGUCGGUUCUUAUCUGAAGGAGCGUCUUACUUCUUUGAAAGACAAAUACGAGAUUAUCGGAGAUGUCAGGGGAAGAGGUCUAAUGCUCGGAGUUGAACUAGUGACAGAUCGACAGUUGAAAACCCCAGCUAAGGUCGAGACUCUUCAUCUAAUGGACCAGAUUAAAGAAAUGGGAGUACUGAUAGGGAAAGGUGGCUUCUUUGGCAACGUUUUCAGAAUUACUCCACCCUUGUGCUUCACUAAGGAGGAUGCUGAUUUUCUUGUUGAUGUGAUGGACUAUUCAUUGUCGAAGAUGUGAAAGAAGAUCCAUGCCAAUGGACAACGACCAUGAUAUUGAUCGAUAUGAUGCCGACAACUUCCGACAUUCUUAUUAGUAACUUCUGUGUAAAAAAAGUUAAAUUUGCAAUAAAAAUUAAGUCUUGGCUUGGGCUGCCUCACUUUGGUAAGGAGAUGUUUGAGACAUCACCUCGUUGUCUCUCCGCUCCGUUAUUAUUAUGUCAUUCACUAUCGAAUCGUGUGGACUGUAAAUUUUUCGUUUCUUGAAGAAUGUUUUCUCGUUCAGUUAUCGACUCUUUUGCU
Erythranthe guttata (spotted monkey flower) is the source of this 1973-nucleotide messenger RNA. RefSeq names its product alanine--glyoxylate aminotransferase 2 homolog 2, mitochondrial. The record is from RefSeq and is a predicted model, not a curated record. Gene Ontology annotation, molecular function: transaminase activity; pyridoxal phosphate binding. Lineage: Eukaryota; Viridiplantae; Streptophyta; Magnoliopsida; Lamiales; Phrymaceae. Gene Ontology annotation, cellular component: mitochondrion.